AUGGGUCUAUUGCAACUUGUGCCUCCAAAUCGGCAAAAUCUGGAAUCUCCAUCAUACCGUCCCGGUACUAGGUGUGCCUAUCAUUCAGGGGCAAAGGGUCAUGAUACGGAGGAUUAUUGGACUCUCAAGAGAACCGUUGAGAAUUUGAUAGAACAAAAACGAGUGGUGCUGAGGGACGAGGAAGUCCCUAAUGUGACUAACAAUCCAUUACCGACUCACAACAACGGGACGGUCAUUGGAAUGAUUUGUGAUGAUAAAGAGUUUUAUCCAGCUUUGAAAGCUAUCAUCGCCAUUGUCGAUUCAGAGGCAAGACCUAAAGCGGCGGUGAAACAAGCCAGAAAUGAGAAGAAAAUCACUCUAACUCCUCAAAUUGCAGAAACAAAUAUUGGGGCAGCACCUGCUAAGGACGCAAUUCUCUAUGUUCCUAGGGCCCCAAGGAAAGAACAACUCAUGUUGAAAACCCCCAAAAGAUUUGAGCAGAGGAAAGUCACGCUAAAUAUGCCAAAGUUGUAUGUGCCAAAAGGAACUUAUGUGGUGCAGGGACCGGUAAUUUCACCAAGGCUGAAUGAGCCCGUGGUUAUUAGCCGCGCACCACAGAGCGCUAUGAGAGACCCCACUGCAGUCCCCUGGAAUUAUAGCAAAACAGUGGUUACUUACAAGGGGAAAGAAAUUAUGGGAGAGGUGAACGAAAUGAACCAACCUAGGAAGUACCACAACCCAGAAGAGAAAAAGAUGUUAAAACUGAGCAAGGAUAAACGGUUUUCGCCUAAGAAGCCUGUAAGUUCUGAGGAAGCAGAAGACUCAAAUGAACAUCAGAAGGUACUCCUGAAAAUAUUGAACGAGGCAGAUGUCCCGGUUGAAACUUCAGUUGAACAACUGAAAAGAAUGGCUGAACAAUUCUUUGAAGUUAAUAGGAUUUCCUUCAGCCGUGAUGAUUUGCCCCAAGAGGGAGCCACCCACAACAAAGCCCUUCACUUGACUGUCAAAUGCAAAGGUUAUUAUAUGAAGAGAGUCAUGCUAGAUGGUGGGUCUAGGAUCGACAUUUGCCCUCUCUCAACGCUCCAGAGGAUGAAAAUUGGAACAAAAAGAAUCCGAUCAAACAAUGUAUGUGUGCGUGCUUUUGAUGGUGUCAAACGAGACACAAUAGGGGAAAUUGAUUUGAUUUUGACCAUUGGCCAUGUGGAUUUUGAAGUAACUUUCCAGGUUCUGGACAUGGAUACUUCAUAUAAUUUUCUCCUAGGAAGACCACGGAUUCACACUGCAGGAGCUGUGCCCUCCACUCUUCAUCAAAUGGUUAAAUUUGAAUAUGAAAACCAAGAAAUUGUUGUCCACGGGGAGGAUGAACAGUCCAUUUACAGGGACCCUUCAGUCCCAUGUCUCGAAGCUAGAGAAGGAAGUGAGCACAUUGUCUACCAAGCCUUCGAAAUUAUGAUCGCUGAUCAAUGCGAAGAAGGGGCCCCAUUCCCUCAACCUUGCUUAUCUAAUGCCAUAGUCAAGGUCGCCACUGAAAUGAUUAAACAUGGGUACAAGCCCGGAAAGGGGCUCGGGGUAUAUCUACAAGGCAUCAUAGAGCCUGUUACGUCAACCGCCAAUGAGAAGUUCUUUGGCAUAGGUUUCUGA
Nicotiana tabacum (common tobacco) is the source of this 1620-nucleotide messenger RNA. The record is from RefSeq and is a predicted model, not a curated record. Lineage: Eukaryota; Viridiplantae; Streptophyta; Magnoliopsida; Solanales; Solanaceae.